GUGUUCCUCUGGAGGGAAGAGUUGGGGAGGCUCUGGCGGCUUUGAGAAACCUUUUUAACCAUAGGAUAACUGGUUCGAGGAACCCACCAGGGGGCAAUAAGUGGAAUAUAAGUUUUGGACCCUAGAGAACAGAAAGAAAGCAGCUUUAUUUGCCAUAAGGGUGUUUGAAUUACUGCUGUUGGAGACCCUCGUUUGAACGAGCCUCCAAAACUGCACAGUAAUGGAGACUGUGGAAUAUGAGGAAGAGUAUGAAGAGUAUGAAGAAGAGUUUGAAGAGUAUGAAGAAGAGGUUGUGGAGGAGUAUGUUGUGGAGAGGUCGGAGAGGAUCACAGAGCAAAGAGAGCAAAGAGAACAAAGAGAGCAAACAGAGAAAAAACCGCAAACACAGGUCACGGAGCCCGGCGGCUUGCCUGUGCGGAGGGUGAAGAAGAGGGCAAAAGUGGACACUUCCAAGUUCAUGACCCCUUACUUGGCCCACAGCCAGAAGAUGCAGGACCUCUUCAGCCAUAAUAAGUACAGGCAUGCCUACGACAAGACCAAGGGCCAGCCGUACGCCAUCACAGCUGAUACCCCUGAUGUGCAGAGGAUCAAGAAGGCCCAAGAUCAGCUCAGCGAGGUGAAAUACCGAAUGCAGGGGCUGAAGUCUCAGACCAUGAGCAACUACGACGGACAAGCAAAAGAUAUUACUCAUGCAAAGCAUGUCUCUGAUCUGGUCAGCAAAGUUCUGUACAGGCAGAAAUGGGAUGAGACCAAAGAUAAGUACCUGCUGCCCCCAGAUGCCCCAGAGCUUGUGCAAGCGGUGAAGAAUGCUGCCAACUUUAGCAAGAAACUGUACACGGAGGCCUGGGACGAGGACAAGACCAUGUACUACCCUUACAGCGACAGCCCGGAGCUCCGCCGGGUGGCCAGAGCACAGGAGGUCCUAAGCGAUAUCCAGUACAAGAAAGGCCAUGACGAGCGCAAGGCCAAGUACACCGCUUUGGCCGAUCCUCCGGAUGUGGAGCUGGCCAAGAAAGUGUUCACACAGCGCAGUGACCUCAAGUACCAUGAGGAUUAUAACAAGAAUGUCAAGGGCAAGUGGUGCGAGACGCCUUACUUUGAUGUGGCUAUUGCAAAGAUGGCCAUGGACAACAUCAGCCCUAAAAAGUAUAUUUCUGCCUAUGAAGACAUGAAGGACCAAAUUUACUUCAUGCAAACAGAGACCCCAGAAUAUGACACACACAAAAAAGCUGGUCAGGCUGCCAGUGCGGUUAAAUACAAAAAGGACUAUGAGAAGACCAAAGCCAUGUCAGAUUACAACGUCCUCCCUGCGACAGAAAACCCCGUUCUGAGACAGCUUAGAUACGCUGGCACCAUUCUGAGCGAUAAAGUUUAUAAGGAGAACUAUGAAAAAACAAAGGGAUCGAGCAUCAACUACUGUGACACGCCCAAGUUCAAGAUGGACAGUGAGAUAAAGAAAUAUAGUGAUGUGCAUUAUAAAGACAAGUAUGACAAUGAGGUGAAGGGGCGUUACAUUGGCAGUUAUGAAGACAUAUACAUGCUUCACUGCCAAAAGGCAGAGGAGAUAAAGGGAGAUAAAAAUUACAAAGCUGAUUAUGAAGAUAUGAAGGGCAAGUGCUUCUUCCCUCAAACCAUAACUCCUGAAUAUGAGGCCAUAAAGAAACUGGAACAGUGUAGUGAUAAAGUAUACAAAAAACAUCCGGACACAGUGAAGUUCACUCAAGUGACAGACUCUCCUGUGCUAGUGCAGGCUGCCAUCAAUGCUAAACAGCUGAGUGAUCUCAAUUACAAGGCGAAGUAUGAGCAAGAGAAGUUUAAGUGUUAUGUACCCCCUGACGAUCCCUUCUUUAUUCAGUCCAGAGUCAACGCCUAUAACCUUAGUGAUAAUUGUUACAAGUAUGAAUGGGAGAAAACUAAAGCCAAUAAGUUUGAUAUCAAGCUUGAUGCAAUACCGAUUAUGGCAGCCCGCGCUCACACCAAUAUUGCAAGUGAUGUGAAAUACAAGAAGGACUAUGAGAAAUCCAAGGGCCAGAUGGUUGGAGCCCUCAGUAUUCACGACGACCCCAAGAUUCUGCAUUCAGUCCAUGUGGCCAAAAUCCAGAGCGACCGUGAGUACAAGAAAGACUACGAGAAAAUGAAGACCAAGUAUCACCCCACCUUGGACAUGAUGCCAGUCACCCUAGCGAAGAAGUCUCAGGCCAUCGCUAGCAACGCGGGAUACAAGCAGCUACAUCACCACUACCUCCUGCCCUAUGACAGUGUGGCACUGGACCUUGCCAAGAAAGCCAAUAUGUUGCAGAGUGAGAAUGAAUACAGAUCUGAGUAUAACUGCUACACUAAGGGCACUCCCUGGGUCCCCUUCGGCUCUAUGGAGGUGGAAAAAGCCCAAAAAGCUGCCGACAUCCUCAGCGAGAAAAAGUACAGGCAGGCUCCAGACACCAUUCCUUUCACCUCCAUUGAAGAUCACCCUGUAAUGGUCCAGGCCAAAAUCAACCAGAUACAGAGGAGUGAUCUGAACUACAAAAAAGGGCUAGAGGCUGUGCAUCAGAAGUACUCUCUGCCUCCAGAUGUGCCAGAGUUCAUACAGGCCAAAUGCAAUGCCUACAACUUCAGUAAGAACUACUAUAAGCUUGCCUGGGAAGACAUGAUUGCAAAAGGGUAUGACCUGAAAACCGAUGCCAUACCCAUUGUAGCCGCUAAAGCCGCCCGGAAUGCAGCCAGUGACUAUCAGUACAAGAAGGACUACCAGAAGGCAAAAGGACAUCAUUUGGGCUUCCGCAGUCUGCAGGACGACCCUUUACUGGUGCACUACAUGAACGUGGCUAAGAUGCAGAGUGACAGAGAGUACACAAAGGACUACCACAAGGCCAAGCUUAAGUAUCACACUCCUGUGGACAUGCUCAGCGUCGUGCAAGCCAAGAAUGCCUCGGCUGUGCAGACUAACUGUGGCUACAAACAGCUGCACCACCGUUACACCCUCCUACCCGACGCCAUGAAUCUGGAGCUGGCUCGAGCCACAAACAGCAGUAUUAGCGAUGUUAAUUACAAGUCUGAUUAUGAGAACUAUGUUAAAGGCAUGGGUUGGAUCCCGAUCGGCUCCCUUGAUGUGGAGAAAGUAAAGAUGGCUGGGAAGGCUCUGGAUGAGAAGACGUACAGGCUGCACCCAGACAAGCUAAAGUUCACCAGCAUCGUUGACUCUCCAGUUAUGGUGCAGGCUAAGGUCAAUGCCCUGCAGCUAAGUGAUAGGGAGUACAAAGCCAGUGGAGAGAAGUUUAUGCACACCUACCACCUCCCUGCAGAUGCUCCACAGCUGGUGCAGGCAAAGUACAACGCAGUCAACAUCAGCCCGAAUUAUUACACUUACGCUCAUAAACAAGAACUCCUCAAAGGUCACCAGAUGAAAGAAGAUGCCAUCCCUAUCACUGCUGCUAAGGCCUCCAGAGAUAUUGCCAGUGAUUACAAGUACAAGCUGGCCUACCAGAAGGCCAAAGGCCAUCAUGUGGGCUUCCGCAGUCUGCAGGACGACCCAUUACUGGUGCACUACAUGGAGGUGGCCAAGAUGCAGAGUGAGAGGAACUACAAGCAGGACUACCACAAGGCCAAGCUGAAGUACCACACCCCUGUGGACAUGCUCAGCAUUGCGCAUGCCAAACAGGCCACUGCUGUGCAGACUAACUGUGGCUACAAACAGCUGCACCACCGUUACACCCUCCUACCUGACGCUAUACAUCUGGAUCUGGCCCGCAACAUGAUGGAAAUACAGAGUGAUAAUGCCUACAAAGCCGACUAUAACAGCGCGUUUAAGGGUGCUGGCUGGGUCCCCAUCGGCUCCCUGGACCACGAGAAAGCCAAGGCAGCCAAACUCGCCCUCGAUGAGACGUCCUACCGGCAACACCCCAGCACCCUCAAGUUCACCAGCCUUGUUGAUUCCAUGAACAUGUCUCUCGCCAUGAACAACACUAAGCAGCUAAACGAGGUUGCAUACAGGGCCUCUGGUGAGCAAUUCAAACACACCUACCACUUGCCCCCGGACUGCCCCGAGUUCAUCCAGGCCAAGUACAAUGCAAUCACACUGAGCGAGGCUCAUUAUAAGCACCAGUGGUUGGAGGACAUUGCUAAAGGGUAUGACAUGAAGACAGAUGCUAUCCCCAUUGUUGCUGCUAAGCUGGGAAGACACAUUGCCAGCAAUUAUCAGUACAAGAAAGACUAUGAGAAGGCCAAAGGCCAUCACGUGGGCUUCCGCAGUCUGCAGGACGACCCAUUACUGGUGCACUACAUGGAGGUGGCCAAGAUGCAGAGUGAGAGGAACUACAAGCAGGACUACCACAAGGCCAAGCUGAAGUACCACACCCCUGUGGACAUGCUCAGUGUUCUGCAAGCCAAGCAGGCCACAGCUGUGACCACAUACACCGGCUACAGACAGCCACUUCACCGUUACACCCUCCUACCCGACGCUAUGAGUCUGGAGCUGGCUCGAAACGUGAACAGCAGUAUCAGUGAUAAUGAAUACAAGAGUGAUUAUAACAGCUACAUGAAAGGAAUGGGCUGGAUACCUAUAGGAUCACUGGGAGUGGAGACUGCCAGAGUUGGCGGUGAGAUACAGAGUGAGAAAAAGUACCGCACACAUCCCUCCAAGUACCAGUUCACAAAACUGAUGGACUCCAUGGACAUGGUUCUGGCUGCCACCAACAAUCAGAUCAUGAACCAGAAAGCAUACACAGAUGCUUGGAAUAAAGACAAGCUGAAGGUCCACAUUAUGCCAGACAGUCCUGAGAUCAUAAUGGCAAAGGUGAACCAGCUCAACAUGAGCCAGAAACUGUACAAAUCAGGUAUGGAAGAAAUGGCGAGAAAAGGGUAUGACCUCAAAACAGAUGCCAUCUCAAUCAAAGCAGCAAAGUCCUCCAGGGAUAUAAUCAGUGAUUACAAGUACAAGCUGGCCUACCAGAAGGCCAAAGGCCAUCACGUGGGCUUCCGCAGUCUGCAGGACGACCCCUUGCUGGUGCACUACAUGGAGGUGGCCAAGAUGCAGAGUGAGAGGAACUACAAGCAGGACUACCACAAGGCCAAGCUGAAGUACCACACCCCUGUGGACAUGCUCAGUGUUGUACAAGCCAAGCAGGCCACGGAUGUGACCACAUACACCGGCUACAGACAGCCACUUCAUCGUUACACCCUCCUACCCGACGCUAUGAAUCUGGAGCUGGCUCGAACCGCAAACAAUAUCGUCAGUGAUAAUGAAUACAAGAGUGAUUAUAACAGCUACAUGAAAGGAAUGGGCUGGAUACCUAUAGGAUCACUGGGAGUGGAGACUGCUAGAGUUGGCAGUGAGAUCCAGAGUGAGAAAAAGUACCGCACACAUCCCUCCAAGUACCAGUUCACAAAACUGAUGGACUCCAUGGACAUGGUUCUGGCUGCCACCAACAAUCAGAUCAUGAACCAGAAAGCAUACACAGAUGCUUGGAAUAAAGACAAGCUGAAGGUCCACAUUAUGCCAGACAGUCCUGAGAUCAUAAUGGCAAAGGUGAACCAGAUCAACAUGAGCCAGAAAAUCUACAAAGCUGGUAUGGAGGAAAUGUGGAAGAAAGGAUAUGACCUCAGAACUGAUGCCAUACCAGUCCAGGCUGCAAAGGCCUCUACUCAAAUUGCCAGCGACUACAAGUACAAACUGGCCUAUGAAAAGGCCAAAGGCCAUCAUGUCGGCCUCCGCGAUCUUCAUGACGACCCUUUGCUGGUGCACUACAUGGAGGUGGCCAAGAUGCAGAGCGACAGAAACUACAAGAAGGACUACCACCUGUCUAAGCUGAAGUACCACACUCCUGUGGACAUGCUCAGUGUCGUGCAAGCCAAGCAGGCCACAGCUGUGACCACUAACACUGGCUACAAACAGCAUAUCUCACACUACACUGUUCUUCCAGACGCAAUGAACCUGGAGUUGGCACGCAACAUGCAGAGCAUUGCUAGUGAUAAUGUCUAUAAAAGUGAAUAUAAUAACUACGUAAAAGGAAUAGGAUGGAUACCCAUCGGUUCUCUGGACGUGGAGAAAGCAAAGACGGCUACACAAAUAGGCAGUGAGAAACUGUACCGACAGCACCCUAGCAAAUUCACAUUCACCAAAGACAUGGAAUCCAUGGAUAUGGCCCUGGCCAGCACAAAUGCUAAGAUCAUGAACAAGCAAGCAUACAUUGAAGCAUGGGAGAAUGACAAGACCAUGAUUCACAUCAUGCCAGACUCCAUGGAAGUAACUCUCGCAAGACAGAACAAAAUCAAUUACAGUGAGAAACUCUAUAGGCUUGCCAAUGAAGAGGCCAAAAAGAAGGGCUAUGAUCUCCCUACUGACGCCAUGGCCAUCAAGGCGGCCAAGGCAUCCAGAGACAUUGCCAGUGAUUACAAGUACAAGGCAGGUUACCGCAAGCAAGUUGGGCAUCACAUUGGAGCCCUCAGCAUCCAAGAUGACCCCUUGCUCAUGCUGGCCUUGAAUUCAGCCAAGAUCGCCAGUGAUGCUCUCUACAAGAAGGACUUCCACAAAUCCAAGACAAAAUUCAACCUUCCAGUGGACAUGAUGGCCUUUGAGUUGGCCAAGAAGAACCAGAUUCAAGUCAAUGACUUCAACUACAGAACUCACCUGCACAACUGGACCUGCCUGCCAGACUCCAAUGAUGUUGUCCAGGCCAGACAGGUCUAUGACCUACAGAGUGAUGCUGUAUACAAGGCAGACCUGAAGUGGCUCAAGGGUCUUGGCUGGGUCCCCAUUGGCUCUCUUGAUGUUGAGAAAGUCAAGAAGGCUGGGGAGGCCCUAAGUGAGAGGAAGUAUCGGCAGCAUCCCAGUAACUUCAAAUUCACCAGCACUAUGGAAGACAUGGGAAUGGUGCUGGCCAAAGCCAAUGCACUAACUAACAACAAGAAACUAUACACUGAAGCCUGGGAGACUGACAAAACCAAGAUCCACAUCAUGCCAGAUGCUAUGGAUGUAGUUUUGGCACGACACAAUAUGAUCAACUACAGUGAGAAUUUUUACAAACUUGCUAAUGAGGAGGCUAAGAAGAAGGGCUAUGAUCUCCCUACUGACGCCAUGGCCAUCAAGGCAGCCAAGGCAUCCAGAGACAUUGCCAGUGAUUACAAGUACAAACAAGGGUACCGUAAACAAGUUGGACAUCACAUUGGAGCCCUCAGCAUUCAAGAUGACCCCUUGCUCAUGCUGGCUUUGAAUUCAGCCAAGAUUGCUAGUGAUGCGCUCUACAAGAAGGACUUCCACAAGUCCAAGACUAAAUUCAACCUCCCAGUGGACAUGAUGGCCUUUGAGCUGGCCAAGAAGUGCCAGAUCCAAGUCAAUGACUUCAACUACAGAACUCACCUGCACAACUGGACCUGUCUGCCAGACUCCAAUGAUGUUGUCCAGGCCAGACAGGUCUAUGACCUACAGAGUGAUGCUGUGUACAAGUCAGACCUGAAAUGGCUCAAGGGUCUUGGCUGGGUCCCCAUUGGCUCUCUUGAUGUUGAGAAAGUCAAGAAGGCUGGAGAAGUCCUGAGUGAGAGGAGGUAUCGGCAGCAUCCCAGCAACUUCAAAUUCACCAACACUAUGGAAGACAUGGGAAUGGUGCUGGCCAAAGCCAAUGCACUUACUAACAACAAGCAACAGUACAUUGAAGCUUGGGAGAAAGAUAAAACUAAGAUUCACAUCAUGCCAGACUCCAUGGAAGUAACACUGGCAAGACAAAACAAGAUAAACUUCAGUGAGAAACUGUACAAACUUGCUAAUGAAGAGGCUAAGAAGAAAGGCUAUGAUCUCCCUACUGAUGCCAUGGCCAUCAAGGCAGCCAAGGCAUCCAGAGACAUUGCUAGUGAUUACAAGUACAAACAAGGGUACCGUAAACAAGUUGGACAUCACAUUGGAGCCCGCAGCAUUCAAGAUGACCCCUUGCUCAUGCUGGCUUUGAAUUCAGCCAAGAUUGCGAGUGAUGCUCUCUACAAGAAGGACUUCCACAAGUCCAAGACUAAAUUCAACCUCCCAGUGGACAUGCUGACCCUUGAGCUGGCCAAGAAGUGCCAGAUCCAAGUCAAUGACUUCAACUACAGAACUCGCCUGCACAAUUGGACCUGCCUGCCAGAUUCCAAUGAUGUUGUCCAGGCCAGACAGGUCUAUGACCUGCAGAGUGAUGCUGUGUACAAGUCAGACCUGAAAUGGCUCAAGGGUCUUGGCUGGGUCCCCAUUGGCUCUCUUGAUGUUGAGAAAGUCAAGAAGGCUGGAGAGGUCCUAAGUGAGAGGAGGUAUCGGCAGCAUCCCAGCAACUUCAAAUUCACCAACACUAUGGAAGACAUGGGAAUGGUGCUGGCCAAAGCCAAUGCACUAACUAACAACAAGAAACUGUACACUGAAGCCUGGGAGGCUGACAAAACCAAGAUCCACAUCAUGCCAGACGCCAUGGAUGUAGUUUUGGCACGACACAACAUGCUCAACUACAGUGAGAAACUUUACCGACUUGCCAAUGAAGAGGCCAAGAAGAAGGGCUAUGAUCUCCCUACUGAUGCCAUGGCCAUCAAGGCAGCCAAGGCAUCCAGAGACAUUGCCAGUGAUUACAAGUACAAACAAGGGUACCGCAAGCAGAUUGGCCAUCACAUCGGAGCCCUCAGCAUCCAAGAUGACCCCUUGCUCAUGCUGGCUUUGAAUUCAGCCAAGAUUGCUAGUGAUGCUCUCUACAAGAAGGACUUCCACAAAUCCAAGACUAAAUUCAACCUUCCAGUGGACAUGCUGGCCUUUGAGUUGGCCAAGAAGAACCAGAUUCAAGUCAAUGACUUCAACUAUAGAACUCACCUGCACAACUGGACCUGCCUGCCAGACUCCAAUGAUGUUGUCCAUGCCAGGCAGGUCUAUGACUUGCAGAGUGAUGCUGUGUACAAGUCAGACCUGAAAUGGCUUAAGGGCAUUGGCUGGGUCCCCAUUGGCUGUCUUGAUGUUGAGAAAGUCAAGAAGGCUGGAGAGGUUCUGAGUGAGAGGAAGUACCGCACACACCCCAGCACAAUACCCUUCUCCAGUUCCACAGACUCUUUGGAAAUGGUGCAGGCACAGACUAACGCCCUGAUCAUGAACAAGCGCCUCUACACUGAAGCUUGGGAGAAUGACAAGACCAAGAUCCAUAUCAUGCCAGACACUCCUGAUAUCCUGCUAGCCCAGCAGAAUAAACUCAAUACAAGCCAGAAAUUUUAUCGACAAGGCUACGAGGCCACUAUUAAGAAAGGCUAUCACCUACCCAAAGAUGCCAUAUCAGUCAAGACUGCCAAGGCCUCAAGGGAUAUUGCCAGUGAUUACAAGUACCAUGAAGGAUAUCGCAAGCAAAUUGGGCAUCACAUCGGAGCCCGCAGCAUUCAAGAUGACCCCCUGCUCAUGCUGGCUUUGAAUUCAGCCAAAAUAGCCAGUGAUGCACUCUACAAGAAGGACUUCCACAAGUCCAAGACUAAAUUCAACCUCCCUGUGGACAUGCUGACCCUCGAGUUGGCCAAGAAGUGCCAGAUUCAAGUCAAUGACUUCAACUAUAGAACUCGGCUGCACAACUGGACCUGCUUGCCAGACUCCAAUGAUGUUGUCCAGGCCAGGAAAGUGUACGAUUUGCGAAGCGAUGUUGUGUACAAAUCUGACAUGGAGUUCAUGAGGGGACUUGGGUGGGUCCCUCUUGGCUCACUGGAUGUUGUGAAAGUCAAAAAAGCAGGAGAGAUCCUGAGUGAACGUCUGUACCGCCAGAAGCCAGAUGCUCUUAAAUAUACAAUAGAUAUGGAGGCCAUGCCCAUGGUCCUUGCUAAGUCAAAUGCUCAGACAAUGAACAAGCGUCUGUACAAUGAAGCCUGGGAGAAUGAUAAGGUCAAAAUUCAUUUAAAUGCGGAUCUGCCAGAGGUUCUUCUUGCAAAGGCCAAUGCUCUGAAUAUGAGUAAGAAACUUUACAGGCAAGGUUUUGAGGAGGCUAUCAGGAAGGGCUAUGACAUCAAACCGGAUGCCAUAUCCAUCAAAGCUGCCAAGGCGUCCAGAGAUAUUGCCAGUGAUUAUAAGUACAAGGCAGGAUACCGUAAGCAAGUUGGCCAUCACAUCGGAGCCCGCAGCAUUCAAGACGACCCCUUGCUCAUGCUGGCUUUGAAUUCAGUCAAGAUCGCCAGUGAUGUGCUCUACAAGAAGGACUUCCAUAAGACCAAGACUAAAUACAACCUCCCUGUGGACAUGCUGACCCUUGAGCUGGCCAAGAAGUGCCAGAUUCAAGUCAACGACUUCAACUACAGAACUCGGCUGCACAACUGGACCUGCCUGCCAGACUCCAAUGAUGUUGUCCAUGCCAGGAAGGUCUACGAUCUACGCAGUGAUGCUGUUUACAAGUCUGACCUGGAGUGGUUGAAAGGCACAGGAUGGGUCCCCAUUGGCUCGCUUGAUGUUGAGAAGGCCAAAAAGGCCGCUGAGAUCCUGAGCGAAAAGAAGUACCGCCAGCACCCCAGCAACUUCAAGUUCAGCAGCAAUACAGACUCCAUCCCUAUUGCCCUGGCUCAAGCCAAUGCCAAAAUAAUGGACCAGAAAGCUUACACUGAUGCCUGGAACAAAGACAAGGUCAAUAUCCACAUUAUGCCAGACACACCAGAGAUUCUCCUCUCCCAGCAGAACAAACUAAACACCAGCAUGAAAUACUACAGACAUGACUAUGAAGAUAGUCUCAAGAAGGGAUAUCUGCUGCCCAAGGAUGCCAUCUCCGUCCAGUCAGCCAAGGCCUCCAGAGAUAUCAUCAGUGAUUACAAGUACAAGACAGGUUACCGCAAGCAAAUCGGACACCACAUCGGAGCCCGUUGCGUAGAAGAUGACCCCCUGAUGGUGAUGGCUGCGAAUGCUGCAAAGAUUGCCAGUGAUUUUGUCUACAAGAAGGACUUCCAUAAGACCAAGACUAAAUUCAACCUCCCAGUGGACAUGCUGACCCUUGAGCUGGCCAAGAAGUGCCAGAUCCAAGUCAAUGACUUCAACUACAGAACUCGGCUGCACAACUGGACCUGCCUGCCAGACUCCAAUGAUGUUGUCCAUGCCAGGAAGGUCUACGAUCUACGCAGUGAUGCGGUCUACAAGUCUGACCUGGAGUGGCUCCGAGGGUGUGGCUGGAUGCCCCAGGGGUCCCUGGAUGUCAACAAGGCCAAGAACGCUCAGAAGAUCCUCAACGACAGGCUGUAUCGCCAGCACCCCAGCGCAAUUAAUUUCACCAGCAUCGUCGACCUGCCCAGCAUCGUCCUGGCCAAGCAAAACUCCGACAACCUCAGCGAUAUGAAAUACAAAGAGACGUGGGAAAAGGAAAAGACUUCCGUACAUAUUGGACCUGACAUACCUUCAAUUGAACUGUCCAGAGUCAACACCGCUAAUAUUAGCAAUAAAUUGUACACACAAGACUGGGAUAACCGCAAGGCCAAAGGAUACCAGAUCAAAGCAGAUGCCAUCUCUGUUUUGAAGGCCAAAGCUUCAAGGGACAUCAUUAGUGAUUACAAGUACCAUGAAGGAUACCGCAAGCAAGUUGGCCAUCACAUUGGAGCCCGCAGCGUCCGAGAUGACCCCUUGAUCAUGCUGGCUUUGAAUUCAGCCAAGAUCGCUAGUGAUGCUCUCUACAAGAAGGACUUCCACAAAUCCAAGACUAAAUUCAACCUCCCAGUGGACAUGCUGACUCUCGAGUUGGCCAAGAAGUGCCAGAUCCAAGUCAACGACUUCAACUACAGAACUCGGCUGCACAACUGGACCUGCCUGCCAGAUUCUAAUGAUGUCGUGCAGGCCAGAAAAGCAUAUGACCUUCAGAGUGAUGCUGUAUACAAGUCUGACCUGGAGUGGCUGAGAGGGAUCGGAUGGCUGCCUCAGGAAUCCUUAGAUGUUAAAAAAGUAAAGAAUGCCCAGAAGAUCCUGGCUGAUAGAGGCUAUAGAACUAAAGCGGAUGAACUGAAGUUCUCUGCUCCCUUGGACAGAGUGGACUUUGUCUGUGCCAAGAACGCUGCCGAAGUCCUCAAUGAGGCAAAGUAUCGCGCAGCCUGGCAUGCAGACAAGACCAAAUACACCAUGCUGGAUACCCCACAGCUGGCAGCAGCAAGAGAAGCAGCCAAGAACAUCAAUCAGCACCUGUACAUCCAGGACUGGGAAAACACAAAAGCCACAGGCUACUUCAUGCCUAGAGAUGCCGUGCCCAUCAAGCACAGCAUUCAGACCACAAAAAUACAGAGUGACUACAAGUACCAUGAAGGGUAUCGGAAGCAAAUUGGCCAUCACAUUGGAGCCCGCAGCAUUCAAGAUGACCCCCUGCUCAUGCUGGCUUUGAAUUCAGCCAAGAUCGCCAGUGAUGCUCUGUAUAAGAAGGACUUCAAUAAGUCCAAAACUAAAUUCAAACUUCCAGUGGACAUGUUGGCUUUCGAGUUAGCUAAGAAGUGCCAGAUCCAAGUCAACGACGAUAACUAUAGAACCCGCCUGCACAACUGGACCUGCCUGCCAGACUCCAAUGAUGUUGUCCAUGCCAGGAAGGUCUACGACCUGCACAGUGAUUAUGUCUACAAAUCAGAUCUGGAGUGGAUCCGUGGUUGUGGUUGGGUGGCGUUGGAUUCAGUGGAUCACGUGAAAGUGAAAAGAGCUCAGGGGAUCCUGAAUGACAGGCUUUACACCAAGGAUGCAAAGGAGAACUUCGGGAAAUUUACCCACAUUGUGGAUCGGCCAGAGAUCAUUCAGGCCCAGAUCAACGCUUUCCAUCUCAGUGACCUGAAGUACAAAGAGACCUUCAACCUGGAGAAAGGAAAGUAUAUUGGGUCAGUGGAUACUCCCCAGCUGGCCCACUGCCGAGAAGUGUCCAAGGCCACCAGUGAGAAACUGUAUAAGUCAAACUGGGACAACAGCAAAGCCACAGGCUACCAGCUGGACAAUGAAUACAUCCCAUUGGUAGGAGCAAAGCGCAGUAAGGAUAUCAUCAGUGAGGUGAAAUACAAAGAUGCCUAUGAGAAGGCAAAGGGUCACUACAUGGCUGGCACCACGGUGGACUUCCCCCAAGUGGUCCAUGCUGCAGCGAUGGAGAAAAUGAAGAAUAUGAGAGAUUACCACAAGGCGUAUGAAGAGACCAAGACCAAGCUCCACAUCCCCCAUGACAUGGUGAGCCAUGUGGUGGCCAAGAGGUGUCAGGACAUCCUCAGUGAUGUCCUGUACCGCACCUACCUGCACCAGUGGACCUGCCACCCUGACCAGAACGACGCCAUCCUCGCUCGCAAGGCCAACGAAAUCUUAAGCGAUGUUUACUACAAAGACGACCUCAACUGGAUAAAGGGCAUCGGUUGCUAUAACUGGGACACACCUGAAAUCAUCCGGGCCAAGAAGGCCUACGACCUGCAGAGUGAUCUCAAGUACAAAUCAGACGCGAAGAAAGGGUUUAAUAAUUAUUCUAUUGUGACGGACACCCCAGUCUAUGUGACUGCAAUCCUGGGGCACACCUGGGCCAGUGAGCUGAACUACCGGGAAGCCUACCACAAGGAAAAGCACAAAUAUACUACUGUACUAGACACUUUUGACUAUACAAGGUGUCAUAACCUGAAACAUAUCUACAGCAAUAAAAUGUAUACAGAUGUGUGGGACAAGAUCAAAGCCAAGAGUUACAGCUUGCCCCCGGACUCCCAGGCAUUGACCCAUGCCAAACAGCAGAAGGUCGUCUUGAGCAAUGUAAAGUAUCGUGAGGAUUAUGAGAGGUUCAAGUCCCUCUACAGCUUGCCCAAGUGCCUAGCGGACGAUCCCGCGACGGCGAGAUGCAUCCGAGUUGGGAAGCUCGCCCUUGAUCGUCUGUACAAGGAGAACUAUGAGAAGACCAAGGCCAGGGUGCACCUGCCACCUGAUAUGCAGGAGGUUGUGGCUGCCCGCAACACCCAGAAAAUGAUCAGUGACGUUGAUUACCGCAAGUACCUGCACCAGUGGAUCUGCCUGCCCGACAUGCAGGCCUACACCCAGGCCCGCAAAGUCAACGAGCAGCUGAGCGAUUUCUUCUACAAGGAUGACCUGAACUGGCUGAAGGGGGUUGGCUGCUACGUGUGGGACACCCCUGAGAUCCUGCGCUGCAAGCGUGCUGACAAUCUGCAGAGCAAGAACAAGUACAAAGCCAAAGCAGUGGAGCGGCUGAAUGACUUCUCUGUUGUGCUGGACACUCCUGUAUAUGGCUCUUGCAAGCUUAGUGCCAUCAACCUGAGUGAUCUCCAUUAUCGCCACAAUUACGUCACCAGUAUCAAAGGGACACACACCUCCCCUGCUGUUACCAUAGACACGGAAAGAGCAAAACUGGGAAACUACAUCCAGAGUGACAACAUCUACAAAGAGGCCAGCAAGAACUUAAUGCCCACUGGCUACACCCUUCCUUAUGACAUUCCACCAAUCAAACAGGCAAAGUCCAACAGCUUCACCUUCAGCAAUGUCAAAUACAAGGAAGCAUAUGACCUCAUGAAAGCAAAGAACUACACCCUGGACCCGAACAGUGUCAACUUCGUGAACAUCAGGAAAGUGAACGCGGUCACCAACGAGCGCUUGUACCGCCAGCUUUAUGAGAAACAGAAGGACAAGAUCCACACCACCUACGACACACCUGAGAUCAGACAGGUCAAGGCCACCCAGACAGCCAUCAGUGAUCUCUGCUACAAGGAGAAGUACUUCAACAACAGGGGGAACCUGAUCUCCAUGCCCAUCACUCCUGAACUGAUGCACUGCUACCAUGUCAACCAGAUCACCAGCGAUCUGAAAUAUAAAGAGGACCUGCAGUGGUUGAAGGGCCUUGGAUGCUUCCUGUACGACACACCUGAGAUGGUCCGCGUCCGCAACCUCAACAAGUUCCGGACUACCUAUGAAAUUGAUGCAAAGAAGACGCGAGACAAGUACUCUGUUGUCCUGGAAACACCUGAAUACAAACGUGUGUCAGAGCUCAAGCAGCACCUGAGUAAUCUGGUGUACAGAGCUGAAGGCAAUGAGCAGAAAACAAAGUUUACUGCCAAACUGGACGGUAUGGAUAUUCAGAGGGCCAAAUGGGCUCAGCAGCUGACAAAUAAGUACCUGUACACGGAUCUGGCCGCUAAGGAGAGGGCCUUCUUCACCCCUACAGUAGACAGCCCAACCCUGCACCAUGCCCGGCACAUGAAGGUGGUAUACAGUGAGAAAAAAUACAAGGAUCAGUAUGAAAAGUUGAAGCACAGGUACACGUCCAUCGCCGACACGCCCAUUGCGAUCCGAGCCAAGAAGACCUACCUCAAUGCCAGUGAUCUCCGCUACAAGGAGGCGUUUGAACAGGCUAAGGGACGCUACCACACAGUGAAGGACGCCCUGGACAUCAUCUACCACCGCAAGGUCACGGAUGACAUCAGCGAGGUUAAAUACAGAGAGAAGUACAUCAGCUCUCUGGGUCUGUGGAGGUCCAUCCCUGACCGCCCUGAGCUCUAUCACCACAGGAUGGUGGGUCAUGCUGUCAGCACUGUAAAGUACAAGGAGGACCUGGACUGGCUGAAGGGCAUUGGUUGCUAUGUGUGGGACACCCCAGUGAUGGUGCUGGCAGAGAAGAACAAGGACCUGUACAGCCAGAGGCUGUACAAGGCGUCUUUUGAGAAGAACAGAUGCAACUUCAAGUACACCUGUGACACUCCAUUCUUCCACGCUGCCAAGCAUGCCUCCACACUCCUCGACGAUAACAAGUAUAAGUCGAGGGCCAAGGAGCUCCUGAAGAGCGGCUGCAACGAGCUGCUUCGGCCAGACAUCCUCAGCGCCAUUUAUAACUCUAGCAUGUGGAGUAAGUGGAAGUACAGGGAGCAGUAUGAGCAAGGAAAGGACAAGUACACCCCCGUCCUGGAGACGCCCCAGCACCAGAUACACAAGCGCAGCAAGCAGAUCAGCGAUAUCAUUUAUAAGAUGGAGUACAACAGGAAUAAGGCCAAGGGGUACACCCUCGGCCAUGACACCCCACUCCAGCUGCACAUGAAGAAGGUCAAGGACUUCCCAAGCGCGAUGAAGUACAGGGCGCUCUAUGAGAAGAACAAAGCUCACAUCAACAUCGCCCCCGAUGCCCACGAGAUCCGAGCCGCCAAAGAGGCCUACAAGAACAUCAGCAAUCUUGACUACAAGAAGAAGUAUGAGGCCACCAAAAACAAGUGGAUCUGGACUGUCGAUAGGCCUGACUUUGUCCACGCUGCAAAGACCACCUUCCAACAGAGUGAUGUUGAGUAUAAAUAUGACAGGGAGUUUUUGAAGGGCUGUAAGAUGUCCGUGGUGGAUGACAAGAUCACAACCUUGGCCAAGAAGACGGGCGAGAUGUACAGUGAUGUAAAAUACAAGGAGAAAUAUCAGAAAUCAAGGGGGAUCUUCAAAGCUGUUCCAGACACCCCUCAAAUUCUCCACGCAAAGUCAGUGGCCUCACUUGUAUCUGAGACUAAAUACAAGGAGGCCAGCAAGAAGGCGCGGCAGUCUGGUGGCUUCACCACUCUACCCCAAACGCGUGAGACCGCCCACGGGAAAGAGAUGGCCAAGCUUGUGAGCAAGACAGAGUACAAGAAGAAUUUUGAGAAAGAGAAGGGCAAGUCCAAGUACAACAAAAUGACAGUCCCUCCUGAUGUGCAACAUGCCAUGGAUGUAGCCAAGAGUCAGAGCAACAUUGCCUACAAGCAGGAAGCUAAGACCAAACUGCACUACACCCCUGUGGCCGACCGCCCUGAUAUCAGAAAGGCCACCCAGGCUGCCAAGCUCAUCAGCCAUAUUGGUUAUCGUGAAAAAGCACGAGAGGAGGCCAGCCGAGGUGGAUCCCUGCGCAACCGUCCCGAUAUCACUCUGGCCACCGAGGUGUCCAAGCUGACCAGUCAGGUGAAGUACAAGGAGAAGUUUGACAAAGAAAUGAAGGGGAAGAGACCACAGUAUGAUCUGAAGGAGAGCAAGAUAUACCAGACUCUGAAGGAUGCUCACACUAUUGCCAGUGAGGUCAAAUAUAAAGGGGAUCUGAAGAAGAUGCACAAGCCAGUGACGGACAUGUCCGAGUCUCUGUCCAUGCAACACAACCUGAGCACCAGCAGGCUGUCCAGUGACUACCAGUACAAGAAGAAAUUUGAGGAGAGUAAGGGUCACUACCACAUGAUCCCAGACACACCUGAACAGAUGCAUCACAAGGAGGCCUCAGAACUGCAGAGCCAAGUGAAGUACAAGGAAAAGUAUGAGAAGGAGAAAGGCAAGGCCAUGCUGGACUUUGAGACGCCCACGUAUGUAACAGCCAAGGAGGCCCAGCAAAUGCAGAGCCAGAAAGACUAUAGGAAGGACUAUGAGGAGUCCAUUAAAGGCAGAAACCUCUCAGGGCUGGAGGUCACCCCUGCCAUGUUACACGUCAGACACGCCACCAAAAUAGUCAGUGAGAAAGAGUACAGGAGGGAUCUAGAGGAAGGUGUGAGAGGUAAAGGGCUAACAGUGCUGGAGGAAACUCCGGAACUGUUAAGGGCAAAGAACGCUACUCAGAUCCUGAACGAGAAAGAGUACAAGAAGGCACUGGAGCUAGAGAUCAAGGGUAAAGGGUUGUUGGCUUUAGCAACAGACACACCGGACUUCAUGAGGGCCAAGAAUGCUACCGACAUCCUCAGUCAGACGAAGUACAAGCAGACCGCUGAGCAGGACCGGGCUAGCUACACUACAGUGACUGACACUCCAGACAUCCUCCAUGCUCAGCAAAUGAAAGUCAUCGUCAGCCAGAAAAAGUAUAAGGAAGAUGCAGAGAAGACCAUGUCGCACUAUGUGCCGGUUCUGGACACCCCAGAGAUGCAGCGAGUCCGGGAGAACCAGAGGAACUUCAGCACUCUUCAGUACCAGACAGACCUUAAAAACAGUAAGGGGAAAGUGUCCACUGUUAAAGACACUCCUGAAAUGCUACGCGUUAAAGAGAAUCAAAAGAAUUUCAGCUCGAUUUUGUACAAAGAGGACUUGGGAGGAGGAACGGCAAUAGCAGAGACACCAGAGAUGGAGAGGGUUAAACGAAACCAGCAGUCGAUUAGCACGAUAAAGUACAAGGAGGCUGUGGGCCAAGGCACAGCUAUUCCGGACCUACCAGAGGUGAAACGGGUUCGGGAGACCCAGAAGAACAUCAGCUCGAUUUUGUACAAAGAGAACUUGGGAGGAGGAACAGCAAUAGCAGAGACACCAGAGAUGGAGAGGGUUAAACGAAACCAGCAGGCGAUUAGCACGAUAAAGUACAAGGAAAUCGUGGGCCAAGGCACGGCUAUUUCGGACCUCCCGGAGGUGAAACGGGUCCGGGAGACCCAGAAGAACAUCAGCUCGGUGUGGUAUAAGGACACAACUGCAAAGGGAACGCCGGUCGUGUACACUCCAGAGAUGGAGCGGGUCAAGCGCAACCAAGAACACAUUAGCUCGGUGCUGUACUCCGAUAGCUUCAGAAAGCAGGUGCAAGGCAAGGCCGCCUUCGUCCUGGACACCCCUGAGAUGAGACGUGUCAAGCAGACCCAGCGCAUCAUCUCUGGGGUGAAAUACCACGAGGAAUUUGAGAAGAACAAGGGCAGCUUCACCCCUGUGGUGACGGACCCGGUGACUGAACGUGUGAAGAAGAACAUGCAGGACUUCAGUGACAUCAACUACCGCGGCAUCCAGAGGCGGGUGGUGGAGAUGGAGAGGAAGAGAGCGGUGGAUCACGACCAGGAGACCAUCACAGACCUGCGGGUGUGGCGCACAAACCCAGGCUCUGUCUUCGACUAUGACCCCGCCGAGGACAACAUCCAGUCGAGGAGCCUGCACAUGAUGUCAGUCCAAGCCCAGCGACGCAGCAAGGAGCACUCUCGUUCCACCAGUGUCAUGAGCGCCGGGGAUGAGAAAUCCGAGGUGUCUGAGAACGCGGAUCACCACCUGUCCCUGUACAGCAAUGGUUUCGGCACCUCUUCCCUAGGCUAUCAGCAGGCCAAGACGGUGGAGCUUCAGCAGAGGUCCUCCUCUGUUGUAACCCAGCAGACCAACGUCUCCUCCGUUCCCUCCCAUCCGUCUACCACUGGGAAAACUGUGCGUGCCAUGUACGACUACGCCGCCGCAGACAGCGAUGAGGUGUCCUUCAAGGAUGGCGACGUCAUCAUGAACGUGCAGUCCAUUGACGAGGGGUGGAUGUAUGGCACUGUCCAGCGCACCGGCAAGACAGGCAUGCUGCCAGCCAAUUAUGUCGAGGCUGUCUAAACAAUCCCCGCCCCCGAAAGCGGAUCUGAAACAUUCACUGGGCAGUUAAAUGGGCUUCGUAGGUGUUUAGCGUGUGUUAUGUGUUGAGUGUUCACACUAUUAUUGACAUACAGUAACUUAAGCCAUUGUGUCUGAUGUUGUGAGAUGCCUACCCCAUGUGGAUGUCACAUGUAAAACUGACAAAAUUACCUAUAUAAAUAAUUAAGAGCCUAUUACUGAAUACCUAUCGAUACCUAAAUGAGCUAUUGAAACAAUUUAAAAGCUGCUACUGUAUAGGGAAUGAAUACACCUCAUCUAAUAUCAAAGAGAACUGAAAAUCUAUUGAGAUGUUGCACUUAAAUAGGCCGAAAUGAUGUACACUAACUUUGUCUAUAGUUUUUGAAAAAGAAUAAGAUUAAACAAUACUAAGACUGAAACCAAGGGGUAACUAAUCAAUCAAAAAUCAUUUGCCUCUUGCAAACUCAAAGAAAAGCCAAAGCCACCCCCUCUGAGACCAGUUGGAAAGAUGAGCCUCCUCCCUCCUCUGAAGGCUGGCCGGUAGUGCAUGCGUUUUUGUUUCUUCUGCUUUACUGACGUCUGUAGGUGUUGGGGGUAGAGGAAGCUAUGUACCUUAAAACAGUAGUAAUAAAGCACACGCAAAUACAAUGGUCUUGAUGGUUGUGAAUUGGUGCCAUCCUUUUUCCUUACUUCUGGCCAGAAGAGUUAAUGUGCUGUGUCCUAGUGGUUGUCAAGAGUUCCAACACCAUUGGAUUUCCAUGGUUACCUAGUCUUGAUUCUAACUGAAGAGCAAACAUUGUUCAAUGUGCACAAACUAUCAGCCCCUCUCUAAAACAUUCUUCUGUUGCCCUGCCCCCUGAAAUUCAC
This is a messenger RNA of Megalops cyprinoides (Indo-Pacific tarpon), 20053 nucleotides long. It is a transcript of the gene neb, whose product is annotated as nebulin. Bases 221 to 19189 code for a protein of 6322 amino acids. Gene Ontology annotation, biological process: cardiac muscle thin filament assembly. Lineage: Eukaryota; Metazoa; Chordata; Actinopteri; Elopiformes; Megalopidae. The transcript has 139 exons. The record is from RefSeq and is a predicted model, not a curated record. Gene Ontology annotation, cellular component: Z disc. Gene Ontology annotation, molecular function: actin filament binding.